Messenger RNA from Durio zibethinus, 968 nucleotides. Its product is annotated as Heavy metal transport/detoxification superfamily protein. The record is from RefSeq and is a predicted model, not a curated record. Lineage: Eukaryota; Viridiplantae; Streptophyta; Magnoliopsida; Malvales; Malvaceae. Gene Ontology annotation, molecular function: metal ion binding.
UGAAAAGGAGAUGAUUCAAUGCACUUUUGAUAAACAAACAGAGAUGCUGACACAUCUUAUACCCUAUCCAAGUCAACAUGACACCCCUUCCGAAGAAAGGAAAUUCAUUUCCCUAAUUAAAAGUAUCUUUUGACAGAACAAAAUUGACCUCCCGAUCAAGCCACCCUGAUGAACAAUGAAAGCAUAAAACAACAACAAGAAGAAGAAAAUUAGAUGAAAGAAAAGGUGUAGGCAAAAGGGGAAAAAGAGACCACAGGCCUUCUUUUCCAGGGAAUCGAGGAUCAGCCUGUCUUGUUAAUCUCUUAUAUAAGGCGUUUAUGAUCAAUUCGAUUCAAUGAUAACCUAGUUGUAGUAUAGAAGAAAAUACCAAUACCGGGAAGAAGAAAGAUCUAGUUUCAAUUUAAGUUGGAGCUACAAUGGCAAACAGGCAAAUAGUUGUAGCUUGCAAGAAUGUGGAGGCGCAGUAUGUGGAGAUGAUGGUGCCUUUGUAUUCUUACGGGUGUGAGAGGAAAGUGAAGAAGACCUUGUCCCAUCUCAAAGGAAUAUACUCGGUAACAGUGGACUAUAAUCAACAAAAGGUAACAGUGUGGGGAAUAUGUAACAAAUACGAUGUGUUAUCAACCAUGAGGAGCAAAAGAAAGGAAGCUCGUUUUUGGAAGCCAGAAGAAAAUAUUGAAAUGGAAGAUGAUGAUGAGGCACAACCGCCAUCGCCCCCACCACCUUCUAUUCCUCCUGUGCACUCUAACAAGCCUUCUUUAGCCCUAAUGAAGGCUCGCUCUCUAAGCUGGAAGGCCUGGAAAAAGAUCUUCGCUCGAUCCUAUUCUUUCUAAAAGAUAAGUAAUUAAUUAUCUAAGCACCUCAGGGAAAAGUUAAAAGACAUGAAAAUGCAUGCACUCCUUGACGUUUUCCAAACCAAGGAAAGGUUGUAAAUUUGACAUCACGUUUUCUCCUCCCAUUUGUAAAUAAAU